Messenger RNA from Acanthoscelides obtectus, 231 nucleotides. Lineage: Eukaryota; Metazoa; Arthropoda; Insecta; Coleoptera; Chrysomelidae. The record is from the annotation of a GenBank genome assembly.
AUAGCAACAGAAAUGAAUUGCAACACCAUAGAAGUGAAAAAGAAAAUAAACUCUCUGCUUGCCUCAUUUCGAAGAGAGAGACAAAAGGAAAGUACAACCAAAACAUCAGGAAGUGGAGCUGGAGAACAGUACUACUCAACAUGGUUUGCCUUUAAGUCUCUGGAUUUUUUGAGAGACAAAUUUACACCAAAAUCUACAUUAAAUACCGAGGAGAACGAGAUGUUACAGUGA